Molecule: messenger RNA, 2388 nt
Organism: Eublepharis macularius
Lineage: Eukaryota; Metazoa; Chordata; Lepidosauria; Squamata; Eublepharidae
Gene: OCEL1
Product: occludin/ELL domain containing 1
Exons: 6
Coding region: 211-1926 (571 amino acids)
Biological process (GO): bicellular tight junction assembly
Cellular component (GO): bicellular tight junction; cytoplasmic vesicle; apical plasma membrane
Source: RefSeq, a predicted model, not a curated record
UUGGGUCCGGAGCUGGACGCCUUCUGGAUGCGGCAGAAUCAGAAGUAUGCGACUGAGGCCAGCCAGGCUUCCCGUGUCCCCUGAAGGCAGCACCGACCUCUGAUGAGAAGGUAAUUGCCAACUUCCUUUGGGCUUUGAAUCGGGCCGGCUGUGAACCCCUUCAGCCUGUCUCCGCUGGGGAUCACAAAGCCAUUGAAGCCCUUUGGAGGAAUGGCCUCUGAGGAGACAACUGCCUCAGGCAGAGAGAAGAGGAAACCUGUGGUGGAUGUCAGGGGAGAUCUGCUAAGUUCCAACAACUGGCCAACGCCUUCCUGGACAAAAAGUUCUGGAAAUUCAUGGGAUUCCACUUCCUCAGGGGGUCUCCAUGCGUCUCCUGAUGGACCUUUUCCAUUACCCCGAUCAGCCUUUGCGGGUGUCCAUCAGGGCCCAGAGACCUCCUCUUUGAAACCUGUCAGGCGGUUCAUUCCACCUUCUUGGAAGAGCUUUUUUCAAAAAUGGUGGAAAAAGCCUUUGUCAGAGACACCUUUUGUGAGGUACUCUCCAGAAGGCCUGAAAAGUUCCCCACCAGUAUCUCCAUUUUUCAACCAUCCUCAGAGGACCAUCGUUGACAGAGAAGAGAUCUCCGACGAUGAAGAGGAUGGUGAUUUUAAAAAGCCACCAUCGGCCUCCACUAGCCCUUCAAGGUACGAGAAGACGUUGCUGGCCCCAAGCCAAGGUGACCUAUCCACGGGUCCACCAAGCUAUAAGGAGAAGCUGGAGGCCUAUGACUACAAAUAUUCUUACAUGAAAUCCUGGCCGGGCCUGCUCCGGUUGAUGGGUGGCUUGGAGCUCAUAUUUGGGGGCAUGGUUUUUGCUUGCACAGCUGCCUACAUCCAGAAGGAUUACCAGUGGUCUCAACUCUAUGGUGGUAAUCUUCCCUACAACGGCCUCAUUGGGGGAGGAUAUGGGUACAACUACUAUGGCCCAAUGACUCCCUUUGUGCUGGUGGUGGCUAGCCUGGCUUGGUUAGUGACAGUGAUCCUGCUAGGCCUGGGAGUGACCAUGUACUAUAGGAGGAUCCUCCUUGACUCCCACUGGUGGCCUUUAACAGAGUUUGCCCUCAACCUCCUCAUGUUUCUACUCUACAUGGCAGCUGCCAUUGCUUAUAUCAACGAUGUCAACCGUGGAGGACUGUGCUACUCAAUCUUUGCCAACAACCCACUCAUCGUGGCUUUGUGCCGGGUCGAAGGGGGUCAAAUGGCAGCUAUCGCUUUCCUCUUUAUCACCACCUUGCUCUAUCUGACCGGAUCCCUUGUCUGUCUCAAGAUGUGGAGGCAUGAGGCUGCCAGGAAGAAAGUGGCUCUGUUAAGACUCAGGGAGAUAUCUCAUGGGGGUAGAACAUUGGCAUCCACGUCCAAGCAAAAGCCAGCCUUCCAGCCAGCUGUGCCCAAGCAGGAUGUGUCUGGGGAUGAAGCUCAGCCAGCCAGAAAGGUCACCAGGCGUGUUGAGUUUUCAGAGAAGGGCGAGGAGGACCCUGCGGUGCUAAGCUGCGCCAUCCCAACGGGCCACCUCCCCAAACCACAUGUCAUCCCAGAUUAUGUUAUAAAAUACCCAGCCAUUGGAAGCAUCACUGAGCAGGAGAAAUACAAAGCAGUCUUCAAGGACCAAUAUGCGGAGUACAAGGAGCUCUACAAUGAGGUUGGAGCUGCACGGCAGAAAUUGAAGGAACUGGGGGCCAUGAUGGACAAGUUGCCUCGCACCUAUCAGAAUAAGAAGGACCAAGGCAGGUUUUCUACAGUGAGGAUGGAAUACGAGAACAAGAAGAAGGAUCCAGCCUUUUUGGAGAAGCAGGAACGGUGCGAUUAUCUGAAAAAGAAGCUCACGCACAUCAAGGCUCAGAUACAGGCAUAUGACAGAGAGGCAGAAGAAGGCUCUGUGCACCUCUGAGGCCCCUCCGGAUGCAGCCCCCGUCUGGCCUUGUGCAAGGGACUUGACUUUUUGAUGUGCAAACUGGAGAACUGGCUCGGAUUUGGGGAGGGGGUUGUGGAUCAGUGGGGCAGGCAUUCGAGUCCUGGACUCCUGCCCAGGACUGUAUCCAGGCAGUGACCUCCCCUCCGCACACACACACACCCCUCUGAGCAACGGGAAGCUGAGAACAUUUCUCAGGCUGGAGGGAGAGCAGGUUAGAGGUCUCCUGGAUUAUGUUGGAUGGUGAGCUGUCGCCUGCAGUGGGAUUGCCAACUGACAGAAAGCUGCCCUGCCUGGCUCUGCAUCCCAGGUCUUUCUUUGGGGCGCAAUCUACAAAACUUAGCAUGGCAGAUUUUUUUCAAGGCAUGGAUGUUUAAGCAACAUUUUCUUUUUCUUUUAAUUUUUAUUUUAAAAGAAAAACAAUAAACGAUACAUACAGAA